Messenger RNA from Colletotrichum graminicola M1.001, 1098 nucleotides. RefSeq lists its product as uncharacterized. The record is from RefSeq and is a predicted model, not a curated record. Lineage: Eukaryota; Fungi; Ascomycota; Sordariomycetes; Glomerellales; Glomerellaceae. The transcript has 3 exons. Bases 1 to 1098 code for a protein of 365 amino acids.
AUGGAGACCGAUGACGCCGCUCACACGGAGCAAAUAGUGGAGUCAAAUAACUUUGAUUGGCGACGAGAGCGUCUUGAGCUCUCGAGAAAGCUCCAAGAGCGCUACGAUGCCGGCCAGCCACUCUUUACCAAGAGCCAAUUAGCCAGUCUGGCAGAGCAAAUAGCCCAUAAGAGCCUUCUUGUCCAGAUCCAGGGCAUGGAUGGGAAAAUGAACUGGGAUCCUAUCGGAUGGGACCAGUUUGAGGAAGACGAAACACUCUCAAUCAGCUACAGACCCAUUCAGCGCCUGGUCAUCCCGUCGCCAUCGGACGAGCCAGACGAACUUCCAAAACCUUGUUGUUCUGUAGACGUGAAGCUCACCAUCUUGCCCUCCCAAAUGACUCCAGACCAAAUCGCCUUAGCCGUUGGCAAGAUAGGUGCGGCGUUCGAGAAACACGAGAAGACGUGGAAGAAGAGCCCGCAAUGUCGAAAGCUCAAAGACACCCUAUCCCUAGUCUUGACCUCCGAUGUAAUCAACAAAAUCAUCUGCUUCGGUCUAGGCGACUUGACCCCUGAUUCCGAUAAUAAUGAACACUAUUUAUGUAGCCAACACCACUCCGAGCCUCGAAGUCAUAUUCAGCACGCGGUCGCGUUAACUUUGGCACAAAUACUAGGCGACCGCACCGGCCGGGAAAUUCGAUGCUACUCGCAAGAUCCAGCGUACACCCAAGCCUCCAUCGAAUUUCUCAAGAGCCGCAACAUCGUGGUGCUUAAUGAUCCACAGGGAUUCCUCGACACCGACGAACACACGCUGGUCUUCAGCGUCGCUCCGACUGUACCCGUCAAGCAGAUCGUGACGGACCUGGCCAGGCCAGCCGUCAUCAUCUGGGACAACGAAACGUCCCCUGAAAUGGAUCAGAUGGACUGGGAACAUAUGAGGUUCCCCGACGGCAAUGAGACGUGGAUCAGCCCCUGGAUUUCCGAUCCUGACUCUACGCGUACAAGGAAGAUGGAACAGGAGGAGUACACAUCCUACCCCUUUCCCGAGGACGAGGUCGCCAUGUUCGAGAACCAGAUUCUUGUCAAAAAGCCAUCGAAAGGGAAUGAAGACGCGGCGUAG